GAAAACCGAACUUGGCUUACGACAGCGACGGGGCGUCGAAAAUGCGGCUGGCAGUAAAUUACCUACGAUAAGUGGCCGAUAAGAAUAGCCCCGUCCGCCAUUUGCGGAUGCUAUAUCGGGCUUAUAUACCUCCACCGCAAGUCACGCUGAAUCGAGGCAUGCGCAACUUGCUGUACGCUUCUCUCUCCCUCGCCAGGUAUGCAUGUAGGCGUGUGCCGGCCAGGAAAAUUAGAAAUCCGCACGUACGGAGGGGAGGCGGAGGGUUUUUUUUCUUAAAAAAAAAAAAAAAAGAAAGGAGAAAAGGAAAAAGAACGAAAGGGGCAUAGCAUGCGACGCCUCCCGCCUUCUCCAACCCCAUCCCACGCGAUAAUAGCUCCGAAAAGGCCGGUACGUAGGGGUUCGCGGGAGAAGGGGGAAAAAGAAAACCCAGAACCUGCCGCGCCCAUUGGCAGCCGGACGAGUAAGCCUCGUCCGCCCUCGGUUCACGUAGGAUCGCGAGAGACGCGUACCCCCCCGGCCUUCGAAAGGGGGACCAACAGCUUCCUCUCUCGAACGCUUCCGCCGCGACCCCGAGCGCUCUCUCCCUCUCUCGUAAGCUCCACGAGCACACGCUUAGGCCGUCCGCGAGGGGACGAGACGACAGCUUCGCCCGCCUCAUGUGAGAGCUCACCGGCCUGCCCGGGGUCUGCCGCUGCGCCGAAUACACCCCUCCCCUCCCCCCGACGGAUGGGGGCCGAUGCGAUGCACGGACUGUGGCUUAAUGCACACGGUGUAAACGCCUACUCAUAUAGUAGGCGCCGACAGGGGAAAGAAAGGCGAGCAACAACUCGUGCGGUGCUGCCGAUGGGUAACAACUGUCUUCUACUGCUGUUUCGCUCUUCCUUCUCUGCCUCUUCCUCGUCUUGCCUAGCGCCGUCGCGGACGCUUCUGCGAGAGAGAGAGAGUUGCUUCUCGCUCGCGCACCCUCACACCCUUCAUCCUCACUCCUACGACUGCCGAAUCCGGCGACGUGCAGCCCGUGCGGAGGGUGCUCGGGACGCGGUCGUCAGCAUUUCGUACGUUGCCUGGGGAGGUAGGUAGGGAGGUAGGGCGGGAGAUAGAAGCAGGCCUGC
This is a messenger RNA of Durotheca rogersii, 1112 nucleotides long. RefSeq lists its product as uncharacterized. NCBI's taxonomy places the organism in Eukaryota, Fungi, Ascomycota, Sordariomycetes, Xylariales, Xylariaceae. The coding region runs from base 328 to 1080 and encodes 250 amino acids. The transcript is spliced from 2 exons. The record is from RefSeq and is a predicted model, not a curated record.